Molecule: messenger RNA, 1642 nt
Organism: Leptopilina heterotoma
Lineage: Eukaryota; Metazoa; Arthropoda; Insecta; Hymenoptera; Figitidae
Exons: 8
Coding region: 176-1426 (416 amino acids)
Source: RefSeq, a predicted model, not a curated record
CUCCGAACGACACAAUCUCAACUCUGGCGCGUGCUGGUAUUCUGUAGUAACUCAAGACGUUCGUGAAAACUGUCUUCUGUUGACUAACAAUUGACAAUUAUAAGCAAUAAUUUAUUUAAAAUUGAAAAAAUUUACAAAUGACUUAAAAAAUUCGCUAAAACCAACAAUUUAAGAAAUGAAUAAAAAGUAUUUCAUUUCCGUUUUGGUCGUUUCGAUCGGGGUGAGCUGUUCCGCUUGGUCUCAAGAGGAUAAGCGAUAUUCUGAUACACGAACGGCGUCAACAAUUGUUGAAGAUAAAGUGGCUAUUCGAGAUUCAGAUGAAGUUAAAGUCACGUCUAAACCUCUUCAAGUUAAAAGCGAUGAUGUUUCCGACAGUGAUAUUAGAAAUCAAAAGACAUUGAGACCCUCCUCUGGAUAUCCGGUCGAAAUUAAAGGACCUGGAUGUUGUGGCCCUAACAAUGGCCCUGUACGGUCUGAAGGUGUUAGGAAAAGUAGCUCAGACAAUGAACGAGAUAAACAUCCCCGAUAUGGGCCAUAUCUAGAUGAAGGAAGAUUUAGUUGGCAAAGUUCAAAUCAUCCUUCCGGAUAUGGAGAUAAUGGCGAUAGACCAUCAGGAAGCUACAGAGGACCUUACGCUGGAAGUGAAUCAAAUUCAGAGAGGUUUCAGAGACCACCGUACGGUAGUGAAAGUAAUAAAGCAAAUUUAAAUUUUGAAGGACUGUCUAAUAAAUUUAGUGGCAAAUUUGGUGCACUAGGCAAUAAAUUUGGAUUUGGUAAUAAAUUCGCCAGUUUGGGAGAUAAAUUUGGAGGUGGUAAUAAAUUUGGUUAUUAUGGCGAUGGUGAAUAUGGAAGGCCUGGUUAUUCCGAUGGUCCUGAACUAGGAAAUCAAGAGUCGGGAUAUGGAGAGAAUACUCCUCAACCGCCAGCAAAUUUUGCCACUCAACAGGCGGUUGCUUUAAAAGCACUUGCUGGGGUUGCUUUGAUUGGUGCUGCAGCAGCUUUAGCAACAAAUCCCGUCCUUCUGCCUUUAAGCGCAAUUACAGGUCGAAGGAAACGCGAUCUUGACGAUCGUUUGAAUAAAGAUCUUUCAAAUUUUCCCUUGAAAAUAUUGCAGAAUUACGCGACAAAGAUUCCUGGAAAUAUUAAUGGACCUGAUUUUUCAAUUACUCCACAAUGUGUUGCUCGAUUGGCUUGUGAGAUACAAAAAGAUUAUAUCACAGACUUAAAAAAACACGAAGAUACCUUAAAAGAAAGCAAAAGUUCAUUUCAUGAUUUGGAGCGUUGGUUCAUGAGCCUUAUCCAGAAAAAUAUUCUUGAUGCUGACUACGUCGAUGGAAAUUUGAAAAAGUUAAUCAAAGUGGCCACCCUAGUUGGCUCAGAAGGACGGGAUUGUGCAGUAUUUAUAUGCAGCAAUUUAAAAACUUAGAAAUUACAUAUUCAAAAUCCAUUUUAGAGAUUUCUUUUUCUAUUUUUUUAUCCUACAUAUGUAAGAAGUUAAUUUUGUUUUUACUUUUUAUGUAAUUUUUCGUAUCAUUGAUAUUAUGUACAUUACUUGUCAUUUUAAAACUAUAUUAUACAUAUUAUAAAUUUAAUAAAACAAUUUUUCAUUUUUAAAUGGGAAAAUAAAAUUUCUUACUAUUUA